Molecule: messenger RNA, 4335 nt
Organism: Closterium sp. NIES-67
Lineage: Eukaryota; Viridiplantae; Streptophyta; Zygnematophyceae; Desmidiales; Closteriaceae
Source: the annotation of a GenBank genome assembly
CCUCAGUGCUGGACUGUGUAAUUCACUGGCGACUGCUGCAAUUGAACUCCCGCUCCGUAGUGUCUGACCACUGAUCUGCCUAGCUCAUCAGUUGCUCUCGCACCCUCAUGAUUUUGCGCACCGUCUCUUCUGAUUUUUCCGCUUCGUGAAGCGAAAUCGGUGCCGACAAUGCCAGUAGAGAUGUUCCGAAGCUGCUGUGCAACCCUAACACCCUUAGGCUGUCGCGGUUGUGAUAUACCGUAAACCAAAGCAUGGGCGGCCGAGGCCAUGCGCACGAAAUGUACGGGGGCGGGGAUCAUGUGGCGUCCGUGCCACCCCGCCCGUCGCGGCCAACCAACCACAGGAGAGUGCAAUCCGACACCAGCUUCCUCUUCGAUCAAGCACUGCAACCCCAUGCCACCGACUCACACGUGCAGCGCGCGUUAUCCGCGUCGCGCUACCGCCAGCAUUCGGCGUAUGCUUUGUCGGAGCAGCCGGUGAUCGAAGAGGACGAGCGCCCCAGCGAAGGCUAUUCGCCCACAUCCUCGCCGCCGCUAGCGCGCCGAUCCAAGUCUUAUUCUCGCGCCAGCGCGAAGGAACGCGCCGGCGGCAGGGACGACGACUGGGUCCGGGAGAGAUUGCGCGAACACGAGAGGGAGGUGGAGCAGGAAUGGCGCUCCGGUGAGCGAAUACGCGGGAGCUUUAAGGACCGAGACCGCGCGUCGCAUGCGAGUCGGCCUCGCGAGGCGGAGAAGGAGUGGGGCGCGGCGAAUGAACGCGCGGACGCGCAACGCAAUGGGAGCUUUCGCGAGAGGGAGAGGCAGCGGGCCGACGGGGCCAGCGGAAGCUUAUGGGAAAGGGAGGCGCAGGAGGAGGCAGCCAGGGAGCAUCUGAAGGAGAGCCACGGAGGAGAGCGCGGGAGGAGCUCGCACAAGGACGUGAGCGCGCAGGAUAGGGGGAGCGGAAUUCCGAGAGAUGAUGAUAGGGGGGGCAGGGGCGGGGUCGGACGGCUAGACCGAGGGCUUGUGGGAGGCAGUUUUAAGGACAGGGACCGCAUGGAGAGGGGCGGAGGUGGUAGCUUCCGGAGCAGGGAGAGGGUGGAUAGGGAGAGGGAGAGGGAACGGGAUAGGGAGAGGGAUAGGGAUAGGGAGAGGGAUAGGGAAAGGGAGAGGGAUAGGGAAAGGGAGAGGGAUAGGGAAAGGGAGAGGGAUAGGGAAGAGCGUAGCAGGCCUGGCGGAGCGAGGGAGGUUGAGCUUGGAGAUAAGGAGCGAGGGAGCUUGAGGGAAAGGGAGUGGGAGCGGGAGAGGGAGAUGGAGAGGGAGCGAGAGUGGGAAAGAGACAGGGACAGGGAGCGAGAGAGGGAGUGGGAGCGGGCGAGAGAAAGGGAUCAGUCGUCGCACCAGUCGCACCAGUCGUCGCACCAGUCGCAGCGCCUGUCGCAGCAAGGUGGGUCGUCCAGGCCGCAACAGAGAUCGGAUCGGGCUGACAUGCACCAGAGCAACCAGGGCUCUAGCCCCCCUCUGCACGCCCAGCAUCAGCGGCAGCAGCCGCACUCCCACCAGCAGCAGGCGGAAGGCGGUCUCUCCGCUGGUCCAGCUCAAGGCUUGCGCGGCUCUCCGCUCAAUUCCAAGCCGCGGGGGUACAGCGGAGCGAGCAGUGGGAGCGGCGGGCCUUCCCCCGACAGCAGCAAGCACGGGCCGUCGCCCAUGGGUCCCGACAUGCUGCGCGUGAUGAACCAGAGCAAUCGCCACCGUCGGAUCCGAUCGGAGGAUUGCUCCGCGUUCCACCACGUGCUGGGCAACGACCCCAGCUCUGCAGGCAGCAGCCCCUCGCACAUGCCCUCUGGGAUGGCAGGCGGCAGGGGGGCUCUGGGCAUGGGCAUGCAGGGGGGUGCCCGGGCUCUCAGCGCGAGUCACGGCGGUUCUGGGCCGGCCAGCAGUGCGGGAAGGUUGGGAGCAGGCAGCCAUAGCAGCGGCGGAGGCAGCGGCGGCGGCUCGGUGGACCAUGGGGCGCAGAUGCAGAUGCGCAAGGGGGAUGUGGGGGCGAGCGCCAACGGCGGAAAGGGCACCCCAGGGCAAGCAGGUGAGGCUGGGGAGAGGACCGGGGGCGAGAGGGGCAGUGCGGUUGAACGAGCAGCAGAGAGAGCGCCAGAAAGAGUGUCAGAGAGAGGGCCGGAGCGAGCGCCGGAGAGAGGGUCAGAGCGAGCGGCAGAGAGAGCGCCAGAGCGAGCGGCAGCGGGUAUGCCCGUGCUGGCGCGGGGCUUGGGCAGCCAGAAGGAGCGGCGGGGUGCGCGGUCAUCGCUGUUCCCGCCCUCGCACUCCGUGUCCUCUGUCCCCUCGUCCGACCAUGAGCGCUCGCAGGAGCGCCUCUCAUCCUCACGCGCAGGCGCGGGAGGGGGGGCUAGCAGGGAAACCUUGGGGGGCUCCCCUGACAGGCACAGCGGGGGACGAAGCGCAGCUGGGGGGGCGUCCGCGGGGCUGAAGGGAUCCGCGCUGGGGAGAGGGCGCGGGGCAGGGGGAAGGGGGAUCCUGGGGACGGCAGUGGAGGCGCUAGAGCAGCAGCAGCAGCGGCUGCGGCAGCAGCAGCAGCAACAGCAGCAGCAGUGGCAGAAGCUGCAAGGUGCUGUGGAUGCAGACGCGCGGGAGGGCGCGCAGGAGAAGGGGGAUGGCGGGGCGGGGAGGGCGCAUGGGGAGGACGACGGUAGGGGGAAGCCAUCCAGUGCUGUGGGGUAUGGAGACGGGAGCAAGAGCGCUGGCAGGCGGUCACUGGAUGCAGGGCUGCAGAGAGGCGCAGGGGGGAGCACAGGGGGGAGCGCAGGGGGAGGUGUGGGCGGAGCAGGCAGCGGGUCUGGGGCGCAUGAGGCGGCAGUGCGUGGGCGGGCGGGGCUCUUUGAACCCGACAUGGCGGGCGAGUCGAGACCGAGGAGUGGGGGGCAUGUGGGAGAUGCCAUGGGAACAGGUGGGAGGAGAACCAUCCGGCCUAGCCAGAGUGAGGGUGGGGCAGGGACAGUCGUGGAGACGUUUGGAGAAGCGGGGGAGGAGGCGGGGGCAAGGGGCUCACUGCAUGAUCCGCAGGGGCUGCUCGUGCGCAAGGGCUCCCAGGCACGCGCAGGGGCGUCAGGGGGGCUACAGACAGGGUCAGAAGACGUGUGGGAUCAGCAGGUGAAGCCUGUCAGGCGAAAGCCGGGCCACCAACGCUCCUACUCGCACUCCAUCUCCCCUCUCUCCUCCUCCCCCCCUCGUAUGAUCGGUUCUUCGUCAGUAGGGCACGUGGGCAUCGGAGCACCAGCAGGGGUGGGCGCGAGGGGAGGCUCAGGGGCGCAUUCCGCCUCCCCCCAGCCCAGCAGGCCCCCUCCUCGCAGCCCCCCACGCGCUUCCGUUGGACCUUCCCGCGCUGCUACAGCCCGUAGCACAAGUGGAAGCUUCCUGGCAAGUGCAGGAGCCGCAGUGGCGGCAGUAGGGGCGGAAGCUGGGUCUAGUUCCAGAAAGGCGCUUGCAGGAGGUGCCGGGGAGAGUGGAAACAGCGGCAGCAUCAGCGGCAGGGAGAGUAGCAGUGGAGGGACAGGUAGUAGCAUGGGAAUGGGAAUGGGCAUGGGCAUGGGCAUGGGCAUGGGCAGCGUCAGCAACAGGCAGAGGAGUGGGGAGGACCCCACGGGAGCAGCAGCAGCACGGUCGCGGCACCGCAGGAGCGAGAGUGCAGGCCCGGGGUACUUUGUCCCGGGCGCGGGCAUGUGGGGGGGCGCAGGGGGCAUGGCGCAUGGCAGCCGUGGCGCGGGCACUGGCAACAGCAGCAGCGGCACUGGCGGUGGCAGCGGGGGCGUCACUGGCAGCGGCGGCAGCAGCAGCAGCAGCGGCGGCAGCAGUGGCGGCAGUGGGAGCAACAAGGGGAUGUUUUCGUCUGCGUCGCUGGGUGAGUUGGGUGUGAACAGUCCGCGGGGCAGGGGCGUGGCAGUGCCAGCAGGCCGAGGCAGCAGCCCGCUCUCCAUGCCCUCCAAAGCCAGCACUGGGGGGAACGGGGGGAAGGCAACAGGCGCAGGAGGGGGAGGGGGAGGGGGAGGGGGAGGUGGAGGGGGAGGUGGAGGGGGAGGUGGAGGGGGAGGGGAGGGGGAGGGGGAGGUGGAGGGGGAGGUGGAGGGGGAGGGGGUGGGGGAGGUGGAGGGGGAGGGGGUGGGGGAACAUGGGGAGGGGAGGCGGAGAGGCCAGGCGGGGCGUCUGCAGGGGGGGGGCCUGGGAGCUCGUCCUCAGCGUCCACCUCGCCCUCCGCCCUGUCCCCUGAGUCCGUCCCCUCUAAAAGCAGCCUCUCUGUUCGCUCUAGCAAGGAGCUGAAGCCCCAUUCCGGCCCUUCCGGACCCGCCUC